Aedes albopictus (Asian tiger mosquito) is the source of this 1823-nucleotide messenger RNA. RefSeq lists its product as uncharacterized. Gene Ontology annotation, molecular function: long-chain fatty acid-CoA ligase activity. The transcript has 3 exons. The record is from RefSeq and is a predicted model, not a curated record. NCBI's taxonomy places the organism in Eukaryota, Metazoa, Arthropoda, Insecta, Diptera, Culicidae. The coding region runs from base 119 to 1732 and encodes 537 amino acids. Gene Ontology annotation, biological process: fatty-acyl-CoA biosynthetic process; long-chain fatty acid metabolic process.
UUGCCCUGUGUUUCGAUCUCAGUCGCGUUGAACAUUUCAUCCCGAGUGGACGGGACAUACACAUAAACCAAGUUACUUCGAGUCUCGACCGACAUUGCUAUAGAAACCAGAGAAAAAGAUGGCCACCUACGAUGGGGAGCGAAAACAGUGGAAUGGAAGAGAGCGACCCAGCAUCCUGAACCCGGAGGCCAACAUUGGUCAAAUUGUGUGGAAUCUUUUGGGUCGAACUCCGGACAAUGUGAUCCAAAUCGAUGCCGACAAUGACCUCUACAUGACUUGUGCCGAAAUGAGACUCCGUAUAGUACGUAUUGGGAAGAACCUACGGAACAUGGGAUGCACCCGAGGUGAUAUGGUCUCGCUGGUUUGUACCAACAGCGAGAAUGUGGUCCCGGUAUACAUCGCUUGCUUGACCAUCGGAAUGGUGGUUAAUCCGUUGGCGCCGGUGUUCAACCGUAACGAUCUAGUGCACAUGAUGCGCCAAACGCAGUCCCGGGUCAUCUUUUGUGACGAAGACAAUCGAGCAACGGUGGAGCUCGCUGCGUUGGAAGCGAUCGUCCAGAAGCCGUUGAUCUUUGUGAUGGGCGAAUCGGCAGGCCAAGCCAUAUCGGUUGACAAGCUCUUGAAGCAUGUGAAGAAGGAAGAAAGCUCCUGUCCCAGGUACAUGGGAGAUUCGAAGAAACUGCUGGCUGUUGUUUUGUGUUCGUCCGGGACAACCGGACUGCCCAAGGGGGUUUGCCUGUCGCAUGCCCAUCUGAUCGAGAACGAUGUGUUUUCAGAUGAUGUGGACGCCGGACCGAUAUUCAACUUCAGCGCACUGUUCUGGGCCACGGGGAUGUUUGCCAUGCUGACUUCGCUGUACAACCAGCGUCCUCGCGUGAUCACCCGGAAGCCAUUCGACGCGGAUACCCUGAUCGAUGUGAUCGAGAAGUACCAUGUGGAAGAUGUGUUCACUCCUCCUUCGUACGUAGCCUCACUGGUAAACCACCCACGUUUCGCCGAUGCCGACUUCAGUAGCGUCAAGCGGUGGACCAUGGGCGGUGCCAUCGUAUCCGAGGAUCUGCGAAAGAAGCUGGCUGACCGACUGCCCCGUGGGGUAGCCAAAUCGUUGUAUGGAACUUCGGAAAUUGGGAUUGUUACGGCGGCUGAUCACCCGUCUGAGCACGGUUCGGUGGGGACGUUGGUUUCCAACUUGGCAGUCAAGAUAGUGGACGACGCUGGCCGGAGAUUGGGCCCCACGGAAAGGGGUGAAAUCCGCUUGAAGUACAAGCAUAAGAUUCUGGGAUACCUCGACAAUGAGGAAGCAACGCUGGAUGCAUUUGAUGAUGAAGAUUUCUUCAAAUCCGGUGACAUUGGCUAUUUCGACCAUAACGGUAUGCUGUUCGUGGUCGAUCGGAUCAAGGACAUCAUCAAGUAUAAGAAUUAUCAGAUUUCCCCAUCGGAUCUGGAAGCCGUCAUCGAAAAGAUCGAAGGAGUGCAGUCGGUGUGUGUGACGGGAGUACCGGUAGAAGAUCGAUCGUCGGAUCUGGCAACGGCCGUUAUCGUGAAGAAGGAAGGAUCAACGCUGACGGAAGAGGAGGUCAUCCAGCAGGUCAACCGUCAAGUGAGCGAUUUCAAGCAGCUGCGAGGUGGAGUUUACUUUGUGGAGAGAUUGCCAACAUCGGCCGCUGGGAAGGUUCUCAGACGUGCCGUGAAGGAGUUGGUGAUCAGUAGAUUAAGCGUACAGAAGAAGUAAGGCUUUUAGGCGAAACGAUUAAUACUCAGUUUUUAAAUUUAUGUUCAAAAUUGUAAAGUAAAAUAAAGAAACCGUGCAUGUACAAAACACA